Messenger RNA from Lepus europaeus (European hare), 1575 nucleotides. It is a transcript of the gene CCDC42, whose product is annotated as coiled-coil domain containing 42. Bases 465 to 1415 code for a protein of 316 amino acids. Lineage: Eukaryota; Metazoa; Chordata; Mammalia; Lagomorpha; Leporidae. The transcript is spliced from 7 exons. Gene Ontology annotation, biological process: spermatid development. The record is from RefSeq and is a predicted model, not a curated record.
CCCUGCCUCAGGUCCACCCCCAACUUCACCCCCGCACACCUCUGCACCAGGAGUUGCAGGGUGGAGGCGGGCGGCUGUCCCAGCAGCCCCGCGCCUCUCCCAAAGCCCCCUUCUUGGGGUCCAGCUUCUUCCCAGAGUUCCCGAGGACUGGCAGCAGAGGGCAAGAGCGUAGCAAGCGUGGGAGUCAACGGGGCAGGGGUCAGAGGGCAAAGCCUGCGUUCCAGGUGUGGCCCACUUGCUGCUAGGUAACCAGAUCACCCACGGCUGCCCCAGCGCAUCAACCCCAGAGCCUCCACCCUCUGCUUCCAGCCCCUCGGGCUUCUCAGACACCUGCCCUUCCCCGGGACUCUGAAGGCAGAAGAGUAGAAGCCAGAGCCCAGCUACCACCCCCGAGCCCCUGUGGUCUGCUGCCUAGGGUUUCACUGUGAAGUGUCAGCGGCCAAGGCCCCGAGGUCACUGCCACCAUGAGUCUGGGCAUCAUGGAAGAGGAAGACCUGGCCGAGUACUUCCGGCUGCAGUAUGGGGAGCGGCUGCUGCAGCUGCUGCAGAAGUUCCCCAACAUCGAGGAACAGUCGGAUUCCCCGUCCAUCCGGCUGCUGGAGAAGAAAAAGGAGGCCAAGAUCGUCCAUCAGGCUAUGGAGCAGAAGAAGGAGACAUUUCAGCGCAGGAUGGAGACCCUGAACAUGCGCUGGGAGGAGCUGGGCAUCAAGGAGGCGCAGCUGAAGGCCUACAUCCAGAAGUUUGAGCAGUUCAUCCAGGAGAAUGACCAGAAACGUAUCCGUGCCCUGAAGAAAGCCAACAAGGAGCGGGACCUCAAGCGGCAGCGCGUGCGGGAGCUGGCCAAGGCCAAGCAGGAGAUCAUGGCCCUGCGGGCAGAGCACCAGAGGCUGAGCACCAAGCUGCAGGACUACGCCAUCUUCAACAAGUACCUAGAGAAGGUGGUGGAAAACUCGGAGUUUGAGGAGAUCCACGAGGUGAUCGCGCGCUACAAGACGCUGGUGAGCAUGCACCAUGACCUCUUGCAGUCGGCGCAGGAGGGCCAGGAGAACAUCGAGCGCGCCAAGGCGCGGCUGGCGCGCUACAUGGAGGAGAAGGACGACGAGAUCCUGCAACACAACAACGACCUGGCGCGGCUGCAGAUGCGCUUUGACCGCGCGCGCAGCGACGUCAUUAUCUGGGAGUCUCGCUGGGCACACAUCCAGAACACCGCCGCCAAGAAGACCCUCUUGCUUGGCACCAUUAAGAUGGCCACGCUGAACCUCUUCCAGAUCGUGAGCAAGCAGCUGAAGGACACGGCCCACGUGUCCCUGGAGGACACGCACAAACAGCUGGACAUGAUCCAGCAGUUCAUCCAAGACCUGUCGGACAUCUGGUCAGAGGUGAAGAAGAAGGAACAGCAGCAAGUCCGAGUUUAAGGAAGCGCAUGGUUCUGGAAUGUUCUGAGACGGAGACUGGGAAGGAACAAGUUACUGGUGGGCAUGCACUCGGGGCAGCCCCACGCUGCCCACUGAGGACCCCUGUGCCCUUCUGCUGGGGAACACCUGGUUGUGCCCCCACCCCCGGGCCCCAGGCCAC